Messenger RNA from Brassica oleracea var. oleracea, 450 nucleotides. Its product is annotated as 1-aminocyclopropane-1-carboxylate oxidase homolog 5-like. The record is from RefSeq and is a predicted model, not a curated record. The transcript is spliced from 2 exons. Lineage: Eukaryota; Viridiplantae; Streptophyta; Magnoliopsida; Brassicales; Brassicaceae. The coding region runs from base 1 to 450 and encodes 149 amino acids.
AUGGAUAGUUGUUUUGAUGUGGCAGGGAGUAUGAUGGAGUUCUCAAAACACAUGAAGGCCUUAGGUGAACUUCUCUUUGAGCUUCUAUCAGAGGCUUUGGGGCAAAACUCAAGUCACCUCAAGGACAUUGAUUGCGCCAAGUCUCAAGUCAUGUUCUGCCAAUACUACCCACCUUGCCCUCAGCCUGACCUAACUUUAGGCUUAAGCAAGCACACCGAUUUUUCGUAUCUCACAGUCCUACUUCAGGACAAUAUUGGAGGGCUUCAAGUUCUCCAUGACCAAACCUGGAUUGAUGUCCCUCCUGUCCCUAGAGCUCUUGUCGCUAACAUGGGAGAUCUUCUCCAGCUUAUAACCAAUGACAAGUUCAUAAGCGCGGAGCAUAGAGUGGUAUGGAUCUUCUGUACCGCGUAUUUCAGCACCAUGUUUCUUCAGCACAUUCAUGAAGGCUAA